AAGGAAUUGCUACAUGCAGGAUUACCUGGGGGAAAAACCAGAGGCUCACUUUUGUCUCUUCCGGCAAUUGAAAGGACUGGGCGUCAGGAAGGGGGAGGAGAGAGCUUCCCUCCAUAAAUGGUCCCACCCCUAGGCAAGGUGGCUCACUUUAGCAGGUAGCAACUAAGGAGUGUGCACCUGCCACCGGUCGAGCUCAGCCACACUGUGAGAAGAAGCAAGGCAGGGCUUGCCAAGGGAGUGAGUGAACCAUGGACAGAUUGAACUGCCUGAGCUUCUUCAAGUGCAGAGACAAGGAGAAAGUGACAGCUUCAUCUGAGAACUUCCACGUUGGUGAAAAUGAUGAAAACCAGGACCGUGGUAACUGGUCCAAAAAAUCAGAUUAUCUUCUUUCUAUGGUUGGAUAUGCAGUUGGAUUGGGAAAUGUGUGGAGAUUCCCAUAUCUGACUUAUACCAAUGGUGGAGGUGCUUUCUUGAUACCCUAUACAAUCAUGCUAGCAUUGGCUGGUUUACCUUUGUUCUUUCUGGAAUGUUCACUGGGACAAUUUGCUAGCUUAGGUCCAGUUUCAGUUUGGCGGAUUCUACCACUGUUUCAAGGUGUGGGAAUAACGAUGGUCCUGAUCUCCAUUUUUGUGACAAUCUAUUAUAAUGUCAUAAUUGCCUACAGUCUUUACUACUUGUUUGCUUCAUUUCAAAGUGUACUACCAUGGGCUAAUUGUUCUUCUUGGGCAGACAGUAACUGUAGCAGAUCGCCAAUAGUGACUGGCUGCAAUGUGAGUACAAUGACAGGAGAGUUGUUUAUGAAUAUAAGCUGGGUAAAUAUCAACAACUUUACCUGUGUGAAUGGUAGUGAAGUUUUUCAGCCAGGACAACUUCCCAGUGAACAGUAUUGGAAUAAAGUGGCACUUCAGCAGUCAAGCGGAAUGGAUGAAACUGGAGUAAUUGUAUGGUAUUUAGCACUUUGUCUUCUUCUCGCUUGGCUCAUAGUUGGAGCAGCACUGUUUAAAGGAAUCAAAUCCUCUGGCAAGGUGGUAUAUUUUACAGCUCUUUUCCCAUAUGUGGUCCUCCUCAUUCUGUUAAUAAGAGGAGCAACUUUGGAGGGUGCAUCAAAAGGCAUUUCAUAUUACAUUGGAGCACAGUCAAAUUUCACAAAACUCAGAGAAGCCGAGGUUUGGAAGGAUGCUGCCACUCAGAUAUUUUAUUCCCUUUCUGUGGCUUGGGGUGGCCUAGUGGCUCUGUCAUCUUACAACAAGUUCAACAACAACUGUUACUCUGAUGCCAUUAUAGUUUGUUUGACAAACUGCCUUACUAGUGUGUUUGCUGGGUUUGCUAUUUUUUCUAUAUUGGGACACAUGGCUCAUAUAUCUGGAAAGGAAGUCUCUCAAGUUGUAAAAUCAGGAUUUGAUUUAGCAUUCAUUGCUUAUCCGGAAGCUCUAGCUCAACUCCCAGGUGGUCCAUUCUGGUCUGUAUUAUUUUUCUUCAUGCUUUUAACAUUGGGUCUGGAUUCUCAGUUUGCUUCUAUUGAAACAAUUACAACAACAAUUCAAGAUUUGUUUCCCAAAGCAAUGAAAUACAUGAGGGUUCCUAUAACUUUGGGUUGCUGCUUGGUUUUGUUUCUCCUUGGUCUUGUCUGUGUAACUCAGGCUGGAAUUUACUGGGUUCAUUUGAUUGAUCACUUCUGUGCUGGAUGGGGGAUUUUGAUUGCUGCUAUCUUGGAAAUUGCAGGAAUCAUCUGGAUAUAUGGAGGGAAUAGAUUCAUUGAAGAUAUAGAAAUGAUGAUUGGAGCAAAGAGAUGGAUAUUCUGGCUCUGGUGGAGGGCUUGCUGGUUUGUCAUCACUCCUAUUUUGUUGUCUGCUAUUCUAGUCUGGUCACUGGUGAAAUUUCACAGACCUCAGUAUGCUGAUAUUCCAUAUCCUGACUGGGGAGUUGCUCUAGGAUGGUGUAUGAUUAUUUUCUGCAUUAUUUGGAUACCAAUUAUGGCAAUCAUAAAAAUGGUUCAGGCUGAAGGAAACAUCUUUCAGCGUAUCACAAGUUGCUGUAGGCCAGCUUCUAACUGGGGCCCAUACCUGGAAAAACAUCGUGGGGAGAGAUAUAAAGACAUGGCUGAGCCUACAAUGGAGACUGACCACGAAAUACCGACUAUUAGUGGCAGCAGUAAACCAGAAUGAAAUGUCAAUUUUGAAAAUAUCUGAUUGUUAUAUAUUGUGACUUUGUAGAGUAGGGGAAUUUUUAAAAUUUAUUUGUGCAUUAAUCAAGCAGGGAAAUGUACAUGUCACGUCUAUCACAGGGUUGUAAGUACUUCCUUCACUUAAUCAAGGAUGAAAUAUAAAAAUGUGAAUCUACCAGUGCUUAGUAAUGUGCUGGUCUCUUUUUAGGAUUAGCUAUUUGUUAGUACAUGUACCCAGUUCUGUUUUACAAUGACACUUUGUAAAUAUUAUUGUAAUUUUUUUAGUAUAUUGAAGAUUUCCUGUUAAAUGAUUAUUUAGGAAGUAGUCAUACUUUGUACUUUGCAAUUUUAAAAAUAUUAUUUGUUUCUGUAGUUUUAAUUUGUACUUUUUCAUAGAAUCGGGAAAGAAUAAAUCAGUGUAGCUAAAGGCAAAUAUUAUGCAAUUAAAGUUCUCACUUAUAAAUGUCACAAAUAGGGCUCAGAGAAAGCACUCAGUGGUUAAGAGUAAUGGCUGUUGCAGAAGAUUCUCAGCAUCCACAUGGUAAAAAAUACCAUUUGUAACUCCAGUUCCAGUAGAUCCAAUGUCUGCUUCUGACCUCUAUGACACUAUAUACACAUGGAGCACAUACAUUUAGGCAAAACACCCACACAUACAAAAUAAAAGUGAAUAAAUUUCUUUUUAAAAUGAAGUGUCACAAAUAUGUAGGAAAAGGACUGUAUAUGAUAUGAGGACUGCGGUUUAAUAAGUAUGUUCCAAAUAUGACUAAACCUGUCAUCCAUUUGUUAUGGUUCAGAUGUUCUAUGUAAACUUUGUGAUAUGCUCUUUAUUUUUAAUAAAAUGAUACAAAAAAUGAGGAACAUGUGGCCACAAAGUGAUAAAUCUAGGAAAUCAAAUAUUGUAGUUUAUGAUACUUCUUACUCUUCACAACCUCUUUCUUCUUUAGGUAUUUGGAAUAAAACCAUGACCCAUUUAAUUUUUAAUGUGCUCAAAAAACAAAUAGUUAAUUAAAUUCUCUGAAUUCUAGAUUUAACUCCAGAUAGAACUUGGACAAAAUUUUUAUUGAUAAAAUGGCUUUAAUUCUGGCAUGUUUUUGAUAAAGAUGUAUGCCUAACAGAUCAAAGUCAAUAAACUUGUAUUUUAUGGGUUCAUUUUUGGCUAAGAGUGAUAGAGUAUUCAAAUAUUAAUUGAUGUUAACUGUUAAUUGCCACUAAUAAAAAUUUUCAUACCCUGGUUUCCUCAAAAA
Molecule: messenger RNA, 3408 nt
Organism: Meriones unguiculatus (Mongolian gerbil)
Lineage: Eukaryota; Metazoa; Chordata; Mammalia; Rodentia; Muridae
Gene: Slc6a14
Product: solute carrier family 6 member 14
Exons: 14
Coding region: 249-2165 (638 amino acids)
Biological process (GO): sodium ion transmembrane transport
Cellular component (GO): membrane
Molecular function (GO): L-proline transmembrane transporter activity
Source: RefSeq, a predicted model, not a curated record